AGGCCAAAAUGGACUAUCUCACUUUCCUUGCUUGGGUAAUCAUCGCUGCCUUUUUCUAUCUCUUGACACUUCUUGCUCUAAAAUUCAAGACCAUUCGUCUCCUGAUCCUUCUUCUUGCCUUCCUUCCCAUUGCAAUCAUGCUUGCUUUUUUCAUCUUCCGCAUCCCACAACUUAUCAACGAAACUCACAAAACUCAAUUCUUUGAUACGUGGAAGAUUGGUGGACAUCGAGGAAGUGCUCAUGACAACAUUCCGGAAAACAGUCUGGAAGCAUUUAGUGCAGUGAAAAGUGAAGGAGGACAACUGGCUGAAAUGGAUAUCCAAAUUACCAUGGAUGGCGUUCCAGUCAUUUGUCAUGACAGUAACACAGUCCGCGUAACCGGAGUUGACAAAGAAAUUUCUGCAAUGAAUAUAACUGAAUUCCGUAAACUCCGAUUCAUUGGCACAAAUGUUUCCCUUCCAACUUUCGAAGAAGCCGUUGCUCACUGUGUUGCCAACAACAUCAUGAUGAUUUGGGAUGUGAAGAAUGUUGAUGAAAACUUGCUCAAACAGUUUGUCAUUCAAAUCAGAACUUACAACCUUUACUCCAAGGUUCUUGUGUCUGGAUUCAAUCCGAUUGACACAUAUCUUGUGAAAAUGGCGGAUCCAAAGAUUUUGACAGGGUUCACAUGGAGAAGUUGGGAGUUGAGUACAACUGAUGAAGCAGCGACGACUCCACGAUUCACUGGAACCCUUCACGCUGUCGCUAGUGUCCUUGACGUUCUCGCAUUUGGUUUGGCUCGUUCGUUGAUAAUUCCGAAAUUCCUCGGAUCCGAUGUGAUUUUCUAUCACGUUAGCGAUAUCAGCAGGUUCCUAAAAACCGAUGCAGCAGCCAACAACAUUUACCUUGCCGGAUGGACCAGUAACAAUCAAUACGAACAAGUUUGGCUUCGUGAUUAUCUUAAAGUUCCGUUCCUUACCGACAAUGUUGGCACCGUUCCACACUAAUACGGGAAAACAACGCAUCAGUAUCAGUUUUUUGAAAGAAUAAACACGGUUACAGCUUAAUUGUUUAAUUUUAAUGCAUUUCGAACUGAAAAAAUGUUUGUUU
Molecule: messenger RNA, 1089 nt
Organism: Caenorhabditis elegans
Lineage: Eukaryota; Metazoa; Nematoda; Chromadorea; Rhabditida; Rhabditidae
Gene: T22G5.1
Product: GP-PDE domain-containing protein
Exons: 3
Coding region: 9-986 (325 amino acids)
Biological process (GO): glycerol metabolic process; lipid metabolic process
Molecular function (GO): phosphoric diester hydrolase activity; glycerophosphodiester phosphodiesterase activity
Source: RefSeq, marked reviewed